Messenger RNA from Acanthosepion pharaonis, 1227 nucleotides. The record is from the annotation of a GenBank genome assembly. Lineage: Eukaryota; Metazoa; Mollusca; Cephalopoda; Sepiida; Sepiidae.
AUGUGUCAGUUAAUCACGUCCAAUUCUUUUUUUUUUCUCUUUUAUUCUCACUCUGUCUCUGUUUCUAUUUCUCUCUCUCUCUCUCCUUCAAUUCAUUUUCUACCUUUCUCCUUCUUAUUCUUUUUUCAUCUUCUUGCUCUUCUUCCGACUUUCUCAUUCUUGUUUAUUUUCUUCUGCCAAAUUUUACAUUCUGUGCCGCCAUUUUCCAUCCUCUUUUUACUCGUUUUACUUUCUCCUUUAUCUUCUACGACUUUUCUCGUUUGUUUUUUUUACCUUCUUUCUUCUUCUUCUUCUUCUUCUUCUUCUUUCUAUUCCUUUUCUCAUAUUUUCCUCUUCUCCCUUUUCUUCUACCGUCUUUCUCUUUUUUUUCUCCUCCGCUUUUCUCAUUCUUCUCCUUAUUUUUCUUUUUUCUUCUACCCCCUUUCUCAUUUCUAUCGCUUUUCUCGUUUUUCUCCUUCUUUUUCUUUUUUUAUUCUGCCUCUUUUGUCAUGUUUUCUCUACUGCUUUUCAAGUUCUCGUCCUUUCUCGUUUUUCUUGUAUCGCCUUUCUCGUUCUUCUCCUUUCUCGUUUUUUUUUCAUAUACCACUUUUCACGUUCUUCUCCCUUUCCUUCUACCGUCUUUCUCUUUUUUUCCCCUCCGCUUUUCUCAUUCUUCUACUUAUUUUUCUUUUUUCUUCUGCCUCUUUUCUCAUAUUUUCUCGACCGCUUUUCAAAUUCUCGUCCUUUGCCAUUUUCUUGUAUUGCAGUUCUCGUUCUUCUCUUUUCUCAUUUUUUUUUCUUAUACGGCUUUUCACGUUCUCCUCGCUUUUCUUCUACCCACUUUCUCAUUUCUAUCUCGUUUUUCUCCUUCUUUUUCUUUUUUUUAUUCUGCCUCUUUUGUCAUGUUUUUUCUACCGCUUUUCAAAUUCUCGUCCUUUCUCGUUUUUCUUGUAUCGCCUUUCUCGUUCUUCUCCUUUCUCGUUUUUUUUUUCAUAUACCACUUUUCACGUUCUUCUCCCUUUCUUUCAACCGUCUUUCUCAUUUUUUUUUCUCCCGUUUUUAUUUUUUUUCUUCUCCUACCACCUUUCUCGUCUACCUUCUAACGGCUUUCUUUUUUCUGACCUUUUUCUUUUUCAAUCGCCUUUCUCCUUUCGCUUCCACCGUCUUUUCUUGUUCUUGUUCUAUUUUUUCUUCUACCCCCAUUCUGGUUAUUUUCUCGUUUUUCUUUUACCGCCAUUCUCGUUCUAG